Messenger RNA from Entelurus aequoreus (snake pipefish), 3171 nucleotides. RefSeq names its product ankyrin repeat domain 13B (gene ankrd13b). Lineage: Eukaryota; Metazoa; Chordata; Actinopteri; Syngnathiformes; Syngnathidae. The transcript has 16 exons. Gene Ontology annotation, molecular function: protein binding. Gene Ontology annotation, cellular component: cytoplasm. The record is from RefSeq and is a predicted model, not a curated record. The coding region runs from base 365 to 2284 and encodes 639 amino acids.
CAGCUCUUUACCGGCAACACACCCAAUACAGCUGCUGCAUAACCCUUGUCAGCGCAUCAGUCAGCAGGCGGAUGGGAGGAGGAAGAGGAGGAUAGAUGCUUCACUAGAGUCGGCGGCAGAGGGAGGGGGGAAAAAAAAGAGGUGGCGAAGAAACCAACGUGCACCCAAAUUCAGCCAGCAAAAGAAAAGCAGCAUCAUCAGGUUCUGCUAUUUCCCCCCCAAAGCAGGGCGAGCCCACGCUGUCGUGUACGGACGUCGGCGCCCAAGGGACGAUGCACGCCUGAUUGCAUAGCCAGCGUCUCCAACAAAAGUGUCCUUAGCAUCCACACUGAAGACGGAGGAGGAGAGCAAACUAUGAACGACGAUGAUUUCUGCUAAGAAAACUCCGGAGAAGAGUCGCUAUCCUGUGCACUAUCUGGUGUGGCACAACAAGCACCGACAACUGGAGAAGGAGCUGGCAGCCAACGAGCAGACUGAUCUAGAGUCCCUGGACCCCCGUGGUAGGACCCCUCUGCACCUGGCUGUCACACUGGCCCACCUGGACUGUGCCAGAGUCCUGUUAGAGCAUGGAGCUGAUGUCAGCAAGGAGAACCGCAACGGCUGGACUGUUCUCCAGGAGGCCGUCAGUACCAGAGAUCCGGAGCUGGUGCGUCUGGUGUUGCGUUACCGUGACUACCAGAGGACCGCUAAGAGAUUGGCGAGCAUCCCCGUCCUGCUGGAACGACUGCGCCAAGCCCAGGAUUUCUAUGUGGAGAUGAAAUGGGAAUUUACCAGCUGGGUGCCCCUCGUGUCCCGUAUCUGCCCGAGCGACACCUAUAGGGUUUGGAAGAGUGGCCAGUGUCUCCGCGUUGACACUACCCUGACCGGAUUUGAGCAGAUGACCUGGCAGAGAGGAAACCGAAGCUUCAUUUUCAGGGGACAAGACUCCAACGCAGAGGUGAUGGAGGUCGACCACGACAGGCAGCUGGUGUUCUGUGAGACCUUGUGCGUCUCGUCCCUCACUGCGCUUUCCCCUGGCCGGGGUAAAGGCGGCGCCUGCAACAGUACAACGGCCGGUCUGGGGCUACUGGGGGGAGUCCAGCCCAGUGAUGAGCAGGUGGCGGGACGGCUGUCUGCCCCCGUGGUGACCACUCAGCUGGACACUCGCAACAUCGCCUUUGAGAGGAAUAAGACGGGUAUCCUGGGCUGGAGGAGUGAGAAGACUGAGACUGUGAACGGAUACGAAGCCAAGGUCUAUGCUGCUUCCAAUGUGGAGCUUAUCACUAGGACCCGAACGGACCAUUUGUCAGACCAGAACAAGAACAAGAUUAAAGGUGGGAAGACUCCAUUGCAGAACUUCCUAGGGAUCGCAGAACAACACAUGGGCCCGAACAAUGGGGCCCAUGUCACCCAAAUGUCCAGUCCUGCAAUGACCAACCCAUCAGCACUGACAGCUGAGGAAUACUUCAACCCCAGCUCAUCACCGAGUCAGAGGGACAUUGGCCACCCGUGCCAACUCACCACUAAGACCCAGAGAUUCAAAGCAAAGCUUUGGCUGUGCGAGUCUCAUCCACUGUCGCUGGCAGAGCAAGUGGCGCCCAUCAUCGAUCUCAUGGCGAUCUCCAACGCUCUUUUUGCCAAGCUGCGCGACUUCAUCACGCUUCGCUUGCCGCCCGGUUUCCCUGUCAAGAUCGAGAUCCCUCUCUACCACAUUCUGAACGCCAGAAUAACCUUUAGCAAUCUGAACGGCUGCGAGGAGGGGGCGAGCGUGGAAGGGGACGGACAGAGGUACACCCUGAGGACAGACACCCCCUCUCCUGGCAGCGACUCUUCCAGUGUCUCCAGCUCCAGCUCCACCAUGUCAUGUCGAGUGGGAGAGAUCCCCCCCUGUGUGUUUGAGCCCCCGCCUGGAUACACCAUGCUUGGAGGGAAACAGAGAGACAGCAUGAGGGAGGAGGAAGAGGACCUGCUGCAGUUCGCCAUUCAACAGAGUCUGCUGGAAGCCGGCUCGGAAUACGAUCAGGUGACCAUCUGGGAGGCACUGACCAAUAGCAAGCCAGGAGCAAACCCCCUGCCAUGUGACCCGAGCCGCCUGGAUAGCAGGAUCCCCCCGCUGAAGCCGCGCUCGCCCACCAGCCUCUCCUCCACCCCCUCCAAGAAGCAGACCGCCGGCCGCAGCUACGACGAGCAGCUGCGUAUCGCCAUGGAGAUAUCCGCCCGCGAGCAGGAAGAGGCGGAGCUCCGGCGACGGAAAGAGGAGGAGGAACUGCAGCACAUCAUCGAGCUGUCACUCAUGGAGAAGUGAGCGGACAUGGGUAAGGGGGACGGGGCGGCGACAUUGUAAGCACACUCGGGAAGGAAGUGGACCGAGGUUUUUGCUCGGGAGGGGGAGGUAACGCCGACUCCGCAGAGGGGGUCAAAGGUCACCCUCUGUACUAAAACACCCUUGCUGUCACGCUAUUGCCAUUUUUUUUUACUCUCAAAUGUGAUUUGAAAAGCACCAUUAUAGACAACAUUAUCCAAAUGUGAUCGAUAUCACUCCUAAAUCCCCCCUCUCUCCCCAAUUGUCGUGUGAUGUGGAAUUGUCUUUUUUCUGUGCCCGAAUGCACAACGCAAGGUCUAUAAAGGCGUGCUCGGAGGAGUUUGGCGUGGAAGAACAUGCAAACAAUAGGACAGGUCAACUUCCUGUUUUAGGUGCAGUGGUCGCGUACAAAUACGAUAAAAAAAGACAUGUGAAUGUUUGAAGCCUUCACUCAUAUUAAUAAUUACUAGAGAUGUCCGAUAAUAUCAGCCUUUUUUUAUUUUUUAUUUUUUAUUAAAUCAACAUAAAAAACACAAGAUACACUUACAAUUAGUGCACCAACCCAAAAAACCUCCCUCCCCCAUUCACACUCAUUCACACAAAAGGGUUGUUUCUUUCUGUUAUUAAUAUUUUGGUUCCUACAAUAUACAGUAUAUCAAUACAGUCUGCAAGGGAUACAGUCCGUAAGCACACAUGAUUGUGCGUGCUGCUGGUCCACUAAUAGUACUAACCUUUAACAGUUAAUUUGACUCAUUUUCAUUAAUUACUAGUUUCAAUGUAACUGUUUUUAUAUUGUUUUACUUUCUUUUUUAUUCAAGAAAAUGUUUUUAAUUUAUUUAUCUUAUUUUAUUUUUUAUUUUUUUUUUUUUUUUAAAAGGACCUUAUCUUCA